Messenger RNA from Electrophorus electricus (electric eel), 3937 nucleotides. RefSeq names its product polyhomeotic homolog 2b (Drosophila) (gene phc2b). Gene Ontology annotation, cellular component: PRC1 complex; nucleus. Gene Ontology annotation, biological process: negative regulation of DNA-templated transcription. The record is from RefSeq and is a predicted model, not a curated record. NCBI's taxonomy places the organism in Eukaryota, Metazoa, Chordata, Actinopteri, Gymnotiformes, Gymnotidae. Gene Ontology annotation, molecular function: histone binding; zinc ion binding; chromatin binding.
UGUAGCGAGCGCAUAGCGCACAGCACAGCCUAGAAAUGGUGUAGGAUAGCAGGAAAUCAGGAAGAACUCAAACCCAGGGGGAAGACAAGGCCUACGCUAAAGCUUGCGUCGGGUGUGCCAGCGAGGCAGUCGUGGGUCAAAGGUGAGACGUCGGGGUGGCACCAUGGAGGGUGAGCAGGGUCCUCCUGCCUCCAGUGCCAGCAACACGAGCAUGUCCAGCUCCUCCACUACCAGUUCCUCUCUCACCAGCAGCACUUCCAACACACCCAGCACCAUCACCACCUCCACCCCCACAGUCCCCAACAGCAGCAGUGUCAGCUCCACCAGCAGUACUAACAGCAGCAGACAGACUGUGCCGCAGAUAUCGGUGUAUAGUGGGAUACCUGACCGACAGACUGUACAGGUGAUCCAGCAGGCCCUGCACCGGCAGCCAAGCACGGCGGCGCAGUACCUGCAACAGAUGUACGCAGCACAGCAGCAGCACCUCAUGCUGCAGACUGCAGCCCUCCAGCAGCAGCACCUAAGCACAGCGCAGCUCCAGAGCCUGGCCGCAGUGCAGCAGGCCAGUAUAGCUGCUGGGAGGCAAAACUCCUCCCAGAAUGGGACGUCAUCCACGCAGACUGGUUCUUCACAGACUACGAUUAAUUUAACCACGUCUCCUGCUACUGCUCAGUUAAUAAGCCGUGCCCAGACUGUAAACCCCGCCCCUUCUGGAAUCUCACAGCAGGCAGUGCUGUUAGGCAAUGGCUCAAGCCCCACCCUCACUGCCAGCCAGGCACAGAUGUACCUGCGUGCUCAGAUGGCUCAGCAAAGCAACCUGGUGCACGUAGCUAGGAGUCUGGGUCGUGCAGUUCCUCUGUCUCCCCAGCUGAUCCUUGCUCCCACAGCCACCGUGACUGCCUUGCAGUCAGAGACCAGUGCCAACAGCAACACCCAGUCUGCAUCUGCACAGGUGCAGAAUCUUGCCCUGCGUAGCCAGCAGGGGGCAUCGUCUUCCUCUCCAUCCACAGGCCUGCAGGCCCUGAGCCUAAAGCAGACCUCGGUCUCCAUCCAGCCCACACCACUCAUCAAGAGUCCCAUCCAGAGCUCCUCCAGCUUGGGGAGCGGGGCAGGGAAGGGGCCGCUGACCGCAGCCAGCGGGGAUGGGCCAAAGAAGCUAGACAGCGGGGGGGAAGUGGAAGCCAAGGCCGUAAAUAUGAGCCGCAGCGUGACGUCCUCCCAUCCCCUUAUUGCACCAGCAUAUGCCCAGAUUCAGCCUCAAGCCUUGAUCAAGCAGCAACCACAACAGUUCGUCAUUCAGCCCCAAGCUCCACCCACUCCUCGAAUGCAGACCCAAUUAUUGCAGACCACCUCUAUCCAGUCACACCCACAGACUGCCUCACUGGGCAUCCAGAGCUCCACCCAGAGCUCCUCAGUGGGAGGACCAAUGCCCGUGCUGCCCAAACCACCAACGCACAGCCAGUGUCCGGCCCCAAGCCAGCAGGCCACCAUCUUCCACUCCACUGUGAGCCAGCAUGGGGCCCAGUUAGGCCUGGGCCAGACCAAACCUCAGCCCGUGCAGCUAACAGCCAUCAACCUGCAAAUUCAGCCUGCACAUAGCCAGUCCUCCAGACUUGCUCAGGACAGUAAGGAUAAGCCUACAUCUCUGGUGAUGAGGGAGAUUUGCCCUCCAAUGGGUGCACAGGUCCCCACAGCUACGCCAUCCCAAGACAUUGGCCCUCCAGAGCCACCCAAAGCUGAUACAGGAACCGUCACCUGCCAAACACAAGGCUCUGCAGAGACGCCGUGUGCCACCACGGGGACCGGAGUGACGCCGGCCAUGACCUCAGGAACCGAGAAUGAAACGCCAGCUACAACAGGCAGCACCCCACAGAAUGGGGAAAGCAAACCACCUCAAGCCAUUGUGAAACCCCACGUCUUAACACACGUCAUUGAGGGCUUUGUUAUCCAGGAGGGAGCUGAACCAUUCCCUGUUGAGAGGCCUCUGGUUCAGACUGACAACCUUAAGAAAGCAGAACAGUUGCCUUCAGACCCAGAGAAAACCCCCCUCAGCAAUGCCCCCAAUACCACCGACUCAGAGCCUGAAGAACCAGCACCACAAGAGCUGACAGGGCGGGGUGAGGAUGAGCCAGAUGAGCCCAAGCUGACAUGUGAGCUGUGCGGCUGGGUUGACUUUGCCUACAAGUUUAAAGGCUCCAAGCGCUUCUGUUCGGUGGUGUGUGCGAAACGGUACAACGUCGGGUGCACAAAGCGGAUUGGUCUCUUCCACCCUGACAGGACCAAAACAGCCAGUCGUUGGAGGCGAAGGUCACACAGUCGAGGUCGCCGAAGCACAGAGGCAAAGAAACAGAAGCUGUCUGGGCCUCAGCAGUCUCAGGGGGAGUCUGUGUCCUCCCCGCUGCCCUCCCAGCCCAGCCAGGGAGAGUCCAGCCCCUGCUCAGACAUUUCCAGCUACGAGGAGCCCCCCUCCCCCCUGUCUGCAGCCAGCUCUGGCCCCAUGGGGCCACCCCGAGGGGUCGCUACCCCUGACCCGGAAGAGCUUCCUCUUCUCAGCCAACACUUCCUGCCAUGUGACCCCACCAACUGGAACGUACAGGAAGUAUUUGAGUUCAUCCGCUCACUUCCAGGCUGCCAAGAGAUUGCUGAUGAGUUUCGUUCUCAGGAGAUUGAUGGACAGGCCAUGCUGCUACUGAAGGAGGACCACCUAAUGAGUGCUAUGAAUAUCAAAUUAGGUCCAGCACUCAAGAUCUUUGCCCGCAUUAACAUGCUCAAAGACUCGUAACCUCAGCACGUGGUUCGAGAGAGCACGAGAGAGAGAGAGCUAGUGUGUGUGUGUGUGUGUGUGUGUGUGUGUGUGUGUGUGUGUGUGUGUGUAUGCAUUGUUGUCUGCGUGUGUGUGUGUGUUGGUGUCUGCAUGUGUGUGAAAAAUGGUGUGUGUUCUUCUAAGGUCCUCUAAACUUGACCUAAUUAAAACAAAUGCACUACAAUUUUUUUAAAUCCGUCCUAGUACAAUAUAUGUUGGCUGCAACUUAAACCAUACAUCCUCAAGGUUGAGAAAUGAAAGGAAAUAAUAAUCCUUAAGAACUACCUAUGAAGAAUGGCACAAUUAAUAAUGUCCAUCCACCAAGACAGUACUAGGCAUAGUCCUCUACACCCUCUAACAGGCUAAGGAACUGGAAUCAAAUUGUAUUUACAGUAACUAGAGUACAUCUGCAGGUGAAAAGUGUGAAGUUAAAACUGGCAUGGGGCUUGCAAAUGGACUGAGGGCUAAUCUUCCAGAACCAAUCCAAGCAUGUUAACCCAGCCACGUGAACUAUUCCAGCAUCAGAAGUUGUUCUGCCAUCAUUUUAUACCUUAACCCAGGCUUCCUUUUCCCACAGUUUGUAAUUAUAAUUGCUAAUAUCAGACAUUAUUUGGUUCUUUUUUUGUACAUGUCCAAUUUUCUUCAUAAUUAUGAUUUAAGUAAUUUAUUCAUUUUGUGUGUGUAUGUGAGAGUGAGGGAGAGAGAGUGAGAGAGAGUGAGAAACCCCCAAAAAUGAUCAUGUAUGGAAGGAAUUAGGAAUUAAGUAACAAUAUAGGUACUAUUUUGAGGUGGUCCGAUUUUAACAUGUAUCACUGAAAACUUUUAUGAUGGAGGGCCUUGAGUUUAUAAUGUGGGUAUUUCCUUUCAGCAAUGUCUUUAUUAGGUCAUACAUAUUAAGAGUCCUUUUGCGUCGAGUUGCAUUAGUAUACAAAGUGCAGCUCAAACACGCUCAGUCAGUAAUUGCCUGUUUCUUUGGGAAUUUGGAAUGAUAAAAUGCAGUUUACAUGUUCCAGGAUAUGUGUAUGUUGCUAGACAGGAUUGUGAUCAUGUUUUGUGUUUUUGUUGAGUAUGCUUUGUGAAAUGCCUGUAUUUAUCAAAUGAAUUCAAAUUUGUAAUAUAACAUUUUUAAAUGAA